Molecule: messenger RNA, 549 nt
Organism: Eimeria mitis
Lineage: Eukaryota; Apicomplexa; Conoidasida; Eucoccidiorida; Eimeriidae
Exons: 1
Coding region: 1-549 (182 amino acids)
Source: RefSeq, a predicted model, not a curated record
AUGCUGCAGCAGCAGAAGAUGCAGCAGCAGCAGAAGAUGCAGCAGCAAAAGCAGAAGACGCAGCAGCAGCAGAAGAUGCAGCAGCAACAGCAGAAGAUCCUGCAGCAGCAGCAGAUGCAGCAGCAGCAGCAGCAGGGGAUGCAGCAGCAGAUGCAGCAGCAGAAAAUGCAGCAGCAGCACCAGAAGAUACACCAGCAGGAGAUGCUGCAGCAGCAGCAGAUGCAGCAGCAGCAGAUGCUGCAGCAGCAGCAGAAGAUGCAGCAGCAGAAACAGACGCUGCAGCAGAUGCAGCAGCAGAAGCAGAUGAAGAAGCAACAGAAGAUGCUGCAGCAGCAACAGAAGAUGCUGCAGCAGCUGCAGCAGAAGAUACAGCAGCAGCAGCAGCAGCAGAAGACACAGCAGCAGCAGCAGCAGCAGAAGAUACAGCAGCAGCAGAAGAUGCAGCAGCAGCAGAGACAGCAACGCAAGCUGCGGAGGCGGCUGCAGCAGCAAAUGCUUGACGGGCAGCAGCAGCAGCAGCAGCAGCAGGAGCAGCAGCAGCAGCUGUAG